Scatophagus argus is the source of this 2833-nucleotide messenger RNA. RefSeq names its product kelch domain containing 2 (gene klhdc2). The coding region runs from base 374 to 1720 and encodes 448 amino acids. Gene Ontology annotation, molecular function: protein binding. The transcript has 14 exons. The record is from RefSeq and is a predicted model, not a curated record. Lineage: Eukaryota; Metazoa; Chordata; Actinopteri; Scatophagidae.
AACGACAGGUGCUUAUGCAUUUUAUCCAGAAUUACAUUUACAUGUAGAUCAGCUUCGACACCAGUGUGGCUAAUGUAAUUUUAGAACCUUUCUUAAGGUUAUUUAAGUUAUUUCUUGGGUUUUUAAGUUUACAAACGUGCUGCAUGUGAAGGCAACUAACGUCAAUUGACGAGCAGCUGUUGGGUGCUCGCUAGCUUGGUGGCUCGCCCAGUCAAAUAGUUUAUGGCGUUUUAAAUGAAAUAUAUCCGUUAACUUGUGCUUUCAGUUGGUUUUCCCUCGAAGACAAAAGCUAAGCUAACAGAUAACGUCGAUUUAACCUGGUAACCUGAAUGGUUAAGCUAGCAAAGCAAAGUGUCCAAAGGGAGAGGCUAACAUGGCAGAGAGGGUGGCGGAGAUGGAGGAAGACAACAUUGGCGAUCUCCCAGCCGGAGAGGAUGACAACGACUCAGACAGAGACGAAGGUGACGAGCUGUUUGCUUGGAUGGUAAAUGACAAUAUGGACGAGGACGAGGAUGAUGAUGAUGAAGAAGUGGAGGAUGAACAGCCCCUGGACACUGAAGCAUCUGAAUCUUUUGAGUUGGAUACCCCAGCUGAACGCAGUGGUCACAUAGCAGUAGUUGACAGAAACAUCAUGUACGUGUGGGGUGGAUACAAGAAUGCUCAAAACCACGGAUUUUUUGACUUGUACCUGCCGAAAAACGAAAUCUGGACAUACAAUAUGGAGUCAGCAGUAUGGACAAAGCAUAUAGCUGGAGGUAACCUACACACAUCCAUGUCAGGCAGCUGUGGGGUGUGUGUUGACGGAGUCCUCUACCUAUUUGGCGGGCAUCACGCCAGGGGAAACACAAACAGGAUCUACCGCCUGCCCCUGAGAGCUCCCAGCCUCAUCUGGGAGGAAAUGAGGGAUCUGAAAGGACUUCCUCCAUCCUGCAAGGACAAGCUUGGCUGCUGGGUUCAAAAGAACAGACUUAUUUUCUUUGGGGGCUACGGCUACGCAGCAAAAGGGCCUUAUCGAGGGACUUUUGAAUACGAUGAAUCGUCCUCACAGUGGGACAGCCCUAGGCGAGGCUGGAACAACCACAUCCAUAUCUUGGACCUGGAAACAUCUACAUGGAGUCAGCCCAUCACCACGGGAAACACCCCAUCACCCAGAGCCGCUCAUGCUUGUGCCACAAUUGGUAACAGAGGCUACGUGUUUGGGGGACGAUACAAGAACUACAGACUAAAUGACCUGUACUACAUUGACCUGGACACGUGGGAGUGGCAUGAAAUGAGUGUUCCUCAGCAGGGUCCCGUAGGCCGGUCCUGGCAUUCAUUCACUCCUGUGUCACCAGACCACAUUUUCUUAUUUGGAGGUUUCACCACAGACAGACAGACACUGAGUGAUGCUUGGCUGUACUAUGUGAGCAAAAACGAAUGGAAGCCCUUCAAACACAGUCACGUAGAGAGGCCGAGGCUGUGGCACACAGCAUGCUCCGGUCCUGAUGGGGAAGUGUUUGUGUUCGGAGGGUGUGCCAACAACCUGUUGUCUCAUCAAAGAGCUGCACACAGCAAUGAGUUACUGGUUUUCAACGUUCAGCCCAAAUCACUAGUUCGGUUCUGUAUGGAGGCCGUUCUGCAGCACAGGGAGCGUUUGUCCAGUUACUGGGACUGCUUGCCUAAACACCUCCUGCACAGCCUCAAACUGAGAAUGGCCCGUGUCAACACACUGGGCUCAUAGGCUGAAAGGACGCAAUCGAUCCACUUCAGGGGAUGGCAGGCAAAGUUGUACGUAUGGAUGAGAUGAGCAGGUAGUCCUAUUAGAGUAGCGGAGUUUAAUGUGUGUGGACACUUGCAAAAAAAGAUCUCUAAGCAAUAGUGAACAGCUAUGGGGCUGCUGGAAAAAGGUCCUCACUGGCACACAAAAAGCUGUCAAUGAUCUUAUUGGUGAAGCUCUUGCAAAGCCAGUGGAACCUUUUAGUGAAGUAGUAGUGCAUGUGAUGCACAGCAUACGAGAGAGAGAGCGGGAGCCCCACACCACCUUUGAGUUAGUUUUUGUUCCGCACUCGUGGCUUAGCACAAUUACUAAGGACUCCAUUUAUCAUCUUCUGAAAAGCUAAAAUUUAGGAACAAUGUGAGAAAAUGCAUUGUGAGGCUGGUGGGGGUGGAAUAUUGUUCGGAGAGGGGCAGACCUUUGGGUGUAACUAAAAGUCAAAGGGAGACUUCCGAUCCUUUUAAAGUGAGUUUUCCCCUGUUCUUCAUCAAAAUUUUAAUCAACUUAAAAUAUGUUUCUGAUGUCUUAACAUAAAAUUCAAGGGUGUGAGGCCAAAACAGAUUUGUUUUAAUCAUGCUUUUUCUGGCAGGAGUCUGUUGCUCUAAUGGUUCCUAUAAUUUAACGUUUGGCACAAUAUUCAGUACAGAUGCUUACUAGACCUUGAAUAGUUCUGACAGACCUUAAAAACCUCAUGCUUUGUUGCCCAACACUUACCUACUCUCAAGCUUUGUGAGUGUGUAUAUACAUAUGAAUGCACACACACACAUAUACUUGAGUAAUUUAUAUUUGCGAGGGGCGUGUGGGUUCUUUGUUCUGAAAGUGGCUUUUAAAGCCUUUAAAUUGUCUUGAGUGGCUCCUGUAGCAUUUUAAUUUUAUUUUACCAACAAGUUAAAAUACUGUGAGUGUAUUGGAUGUUGAGUCACAUUGCACUGAACUGCCUCAUGUCAGUAGGGCUUUGUUUGUAUUUGCCAGGUUUGCACAAUGUUCAUGCGGUGUUUUUUUUUUAUUAUUGUAGAAGACAAUGCAUACUGUUAAUUUGUUCUAAAAGAAUAAAUACACAUACAAGAUGUGUUCAGUCCA